AUGGCGCACUCAACGAGAGCGUCAACGAUGCGUUUCUUCGAUGUUGCGGUGACUUUCACCGCCGAUCAAUUUCGUGGUAUCUACCGGGGCAAGACAUACCAUGAACCUGAUUUUGGAGAGGUUCUGAAACGAGCUGAAGAUUACGGGUGUGGAAGGGUCAUGCUCACCACCAUGUCACUGAGUGGAGCAGAGCAAAAUCUUCAGUUAGUGAGGGAAUAUCCCAAGGUGUGCAGAAUGACACUUGGCGUUCAUCCAUAUCAUGCGGGUGAGAUCUACGCGAGUGAAAAAUCUAAAGACGGCCAGAACGAAUAUCUCGAAUCUAUCAAGAUGUUGGCGAGAGGCUUACUUGCAGAGAUCCCUUCUCCAUUGGCAGCCUUUGGAGAAAUCGGGCUCGAUUACGUCUACCUGGAUCGGGCAGACAAAGGCACACAACAACGCGCAUUCCGAGACCAAUUAGAAUUAGCUACACAGCUACGAUUACCCCUAUUUCUGCACGUUCGUGAGUCAACCACAGACUUCGUUUCCAUAAUCAAGCCCUACCUGCCAAGACUACCUCGCGGUGGACUAGUACAUUCCUUCGCAGGCACCAAGGAGGAAAUGCUUCAGCUGGUGGAACUAGGUUUGGACAUCAGCGUAAAUGGUGUCUCAUUCCGUACACAUGAACAAAUUGAGAUGGUAAAACAUAUCCCAUUGGAUAGAUUGCAACUCGAAACAGAUGCUCCGUGGUGUGAACUUUCGAGCAACGAUCCCAAAAUCGAACAGUAUCUGGAGGCUGCGAGGCCCUUGCCUCCUAGUCGAAAACACAAUAAGUUUAUCUUGGGACAGAUGGUCAAAACAAGAAAUGAAAGCUGCACUAUUGAACGAGUUGGGUUAGUGGUGGCGGGGCUGAAAGGAGUGACUAUGGAGGAGGUGGUUGAAGCAGCAUGGAGGAAUAGUUGCCGGAUGUUUUGGUGA
Messenger RNA from Talaromyces rugulosus, 954 nucleotides. RefSeq lists its product as uncharacterized. The record is from RefSeq and is a predicted model, not a curated record. Bases 1 to 954 code for a protein of 317 amino acids. NCBI's taxonomy places the organism in Eukaryota, Fungi, Ascomycota, Eurotiomycetes, Eurotiales, Trichocomaceae. The transcript is spliced from 2 exons. Gene Ontology annotation, molecular function: 3'-5'-DNA exonuclease activity. Gene Ontology annotation, cellular component: cytosol.